Molecule: messenger RNA, 502 nt
Organism: Caenorhabditis angaria
Lineage: Eukaryota; Metazoa; Nematoda; Chromadorea; Rhabditida; Rhabditidae
Source: the annotation of a GenBank genome assembly
AUGAAGCGAUCAAAAGCGGCACAUAAAAGCAUGGAACCGGCGCUUCAAGCCAAAUAUCUCUUCCACCACGACAGAGCGUUGACAUUCAAAAAAUUUCCAUUUGAUUCGAUGAAAACGGCCACGUGUACAUCAGCGGCGGUGAGUUUUUCUUUCUGAAGAAAAUUUAACCAGAACCAUUUUACCGCAUGUUUUUCAGCUCGCAGCUGCCGGUUUCUACUGUACCGCCACUAAAGAGGCUCCAACUUCCGCCAAAUGUCCAUUCUGUCUGAAAGAGCUCGAAUUCGAUCCGGAAGACGAUCCAUGGGAGGAGCAUCUUAAACGCGGACAAAAUUGCGAAUUCGUCAAAUUGAACAAAUUGGAUGAUAAAAGUUGGACGGUUGAGGAGACGAUUCGGCUCGGCAAUGUUUGUCGAAUUCAGCAGAAUUUUGAGAAUCAGAUAGCGUUUUUGGAUGGAUUGAAGGUGUCGACGACGACAAAUGUGGCCAAAUUGAAGCUGAAAUAA